UUUUACCGCUUCAUCGUCUGCUCGUUGCCUCGUUCAGUAAUUCAUCAUUUACCGCGAAAAUUUCAUGAAAUCUCGGUCCUGCUUUAUUUCCAUGAAACAUAUACUUAACCUACCACCCAUAAUAUCCUUUUCGUUUUAAAUGGCGGAUGAACAAGAAAAAAAACAAGUAUUGCAAUAUUUGCUUUACAAGCCUUUGAUAUCUAGUAAAGAACUGGAGAAAAUUUAUGCCACUGUUUUUAAAAACCAAGCACGAGGAAAUGAAAUCAGAGAUCUUAUAAAAUCCUUGAAUGAUUUGCUCAAGCCUGCCCAGCUUGCUGUCAAAUCAAGGUUGUGCGAAGACAAUAAUGAUGAAUAUUUUGCUCUGAUCAGUUUGAUUGAAAGUGAAGCAGCCAAGCAGACGUCAGAAUUUUCUGCUGCUGAGUUGGACCUAUUCAAGUGGAUCAUGAAAGAAAUCAUUUCAUCGGAAACUGGCUCAGUUUCUUCCACAGACUGUAUUAAUCACAGCGCAGACAUUCCAAAACUUAGCAAAACAGAUGCUCAAAAAACUUUGGAUAAGUUCUUUGCUGCACAGUGGUUAAAGGAGAGAGAGGGAGAAGUAUCAUUUACAGUUAGAACGUUGUUGGAGAUGGAGCCCGUGUUGAAAAAACUAGGCGACGAUCUCGGAGACUGCGUUAUCUGCAACAAACUUGCUGUUAAGAAAUUUGUUUGCCCGGAGACGUCGUGUGGUGCGAAAUUUCAUCGCUAUUGCAUUUCAAAGCUGAAAUUAAAAUGCCCAAAUUGUAACCGAGUAUUGUCCGGUUUGGAUGAUGAAAAUAAUCUCUCCCAGACUUUUGCUUCACAAACCCUAUCGCAAACGCCAUCCGCAUCGUCCAGCGAAGAGCCACGCCGUAGGAGAAGUGGUGUUAGACGAGGAAGAAGUGCUGUGGAGUCUGACAGCGAUUAGGUCAUCAGAACUAGUUGAGCAUUGGUGACUACAGAACAAAAGAAACCACACUUUUCGGGACGAGUCGGGCUGAACUGUUGAGUGAGAAACCCCUUCAGCUGCUGUUGGUCGCCUAUGGUUAUACGGUCCAGCGCCAACAUCAACAGGAGGUGUCCGUGCGGCCUGGGAGGGCAGUUCGUGCCCGCGCUUCUGCCCCAAAGAAAACAAGCCGGUGUGCGGCAGUGACGGUGUCAUCUAUACCAACGAGUGUGACCUGUACCGCCGCAAUUGCGGUCUCGAAGUGGAGACAGUGGACGACAAGAUGUGCACCCGGUCGCGUGGCUCGUACUGCGGUAACAAAUGCAGUUUGGACCGUGACUUGGUCUGCGGCUCUGACGGGCGCACCUAUCUCAACAUCUGCGUUCUCAAAGUGGAGACUUGCAAGCGAGGAAUUCGUCUGUCUCACGUCGGACCGUGCAUGAACUCGACGGCGCUGGAAGAACCUUGUCCGCAGCAGUGCAGUGCAAACGACAAGGACGGACCAAUUUGCGCUUCCAACGGCAAUGUCUACAAGUCAAUCUGCGAAAUGAAACGCCACACCUGCGGACAAGGUGUUGUCAAGACGUCGGAGAAGUUCUGCCAGACGACCAGUCACUGCAAGGAGAUUUGCUGGAAGGCAUCCAAAGCCGUCUGUGGCUCUGAUGGCCAUAUCUACGCCAGUAGCUGUCAGAUGAAAGUCAAAAACUGCGGGCGUCACGUUUUCGAGAUCCCCAUCAGCAACUGCAUCCCGCAAGAGCGCGCCAUUACCAACUGCCCGGCAGAGUGCGACAGCGCCGAACCACAAGAGGUUUGCGGUUCCGAUGGCAAUAUUUACGGCAGCCCGUGCGAGCUACGCAUGCUCAACUGUGGACCGAACAGCGACAAAGUGAUUGCCGUGGAUUGGCUACGCUGCUCGGGCAAAGCGGCUCGCUGCUCCCAACUCACCUGCCCAGAUGACCUAGAGAACCCCGACUAUGUUUGCGGUAAUGACGGCCGCACCUACCCUUCCCCUUGCCACCUCAGGAUGGCUUCGUGCACUCGGGGUACCGAAUUGGCUCAUGUCGGCGCCUGCAUGAAGAUUACCCCCGAUAACUCUUGCCCGGAAUCGUGCCCUGACCAGCGGGAGUCUGACCAGCCGGUCUGUGGCUCCGACGGCAAUGUCUACAGGACUCAAUGCGAAAUGAAGAAGCAAACGUGUGGACAGCACGUCAUCCCUGUGGCGCUGCACCACUGCACGGCCACCGAGUCGUGCAACACCCAGUGCGACCGAAAGGUUCAGUCCGUUUGCGGCAGUGACGGCAAGAUUUACCGCAAUCUCUGCGAGAUGCGCGGCAAGAACUGCGGGAAAUACGUGUACGAGGUGCCAAUGGCUCGCUGUUUGGCGCUGGCAGGCUUCCGCUUCACUGGAUGCAACCGCAUUUGCCCCUCCGAAUACGAUCCCGUUUGCGGGACGGACCGUAAGACCUAUUCCAACGAAUGUUUCCUGCAGUUGGAGAACUGUCGUUCCCGAUCGUUAGUCAUCAAAAAGUACCACGGCAAGUGCGGAGAGCCCGUCGCCGAGCCUAAAGCUUACAUCUACUAAACAGAUUCACCAAGGACGGACUGUGAGGAGACUAUAAGAUAAGAGGAGCUUUCCUUUAAACCCGAUCGCCAUCGCGCCUUUACACCAUCAUCAUCCUCUCCCCCAACCCUUAUUUCAUUUUUGUUUUUGGUUGUUUUAUUUGUUAAGCGUUUCGGUUUAUCGUUAAAUUUUUUGUUCAGGACUUGCAGCAAUCGCGCGAUUGUUUGUUGCUGACGUUCUAUUUACCCAUCAAAGAUUGAUAUUACGGCUCUCUAUUUAAAAAUUUCAUUGACUGAAUUGAUUGAUCGAACGACGCGUUUUUUAAAAUUACAAUUUGAUUACGGUAGUAUUUAAAUCGUUAUAUAAUUUCUGCCAAAUUUUCAGCGCGAUAUUCAUCAAAUAUUAUUCUAUUAAACAAAAAAGCAAGUAGCAAUUCAACAUAAUUCUUUGACGGCUAUCCGCUUCAGUGUCUGAGAUCUUUUUUCCCCGUUUUUUUUUUUUUUGUUAUCAUUUCCUCAUUAUAAUAUUUAGCCCGAAGAUGAAGAAUGUAAUGUGCAGUUAUCAAGUGUUUCGAUUUAUACCACCACACUCUUUUCUUCCUACUCGCUAAACAAUAAGCUGUUGAUUACUUUUUUUUUGUUGGUGGGAGGUCCGCGAACUGAACACGCCUGUUUUGUUUUUAUUGUUUCGUCUUUUGUUCUGCUCUUUUUGUUUUGUUUCUUUUUUUAAGAGGCGGUUAUGUGUAACCAACAAGAACAACAACAAAAAAUAAUGAAUGUUGAGCAAUAAAAUACUCGAAGCCCGA
This is a messenger RNA of Daphnia pulicaria, 3327 nucleotides long. RefSeq names its product serine protease inhibitor dipetalogastin-like. The record is from RefSeq and is a predicted model, not a curated record. Gene Ontology annotation, molecular function: protein binding. Lineage: Eukaryota; Metazoa; Arthropoda; Branchiopoda; Diplostraca; Daphniidae. The transcript is spliced from 14 exons. Bases 1245 to 2543 code for a protein of 432 amino acids.